AUGCCCUCCAAAAGUUACCCUAGGAACAUCACAAGCCGGGGGCUGGCAGUGCCGCUGGGGCAGCGGGAGCACGCCUGGCUAGUGGCAGUGUCAGCAGGGCGCUGGGCUCAAGUGCGGGGGCUGUUCCUGGAGGAGCAGGAGCUGGCCCUGCAGCGGGCAUUCAUGUCAGGCUUCACAGUCCAUCCUUUAUGA
This is a messenger RNA of Charadrius vociferus (killdeer), 192 nucleotides long. RefSeq names its product ankyrin repeat domain-containing protein SOWAHA-like. NCBI's taxonomy places the organism in Eukaryota, Metazoa, Chordata, Aves, Charadriiformes, Charadriidae. The record is from RefSeq and is a predicted model, not a curated record. Bases 1 to 192 code for a protein of 63 amino acids. The transcript is spliced from 2 exons.